Molecule: messenger RNA, 1935 nt
Organism: Pyricularia pennisetigena
Lineage: Eukaryota; Fungi; Ascomycota; Sordariomycetes; Magnaporthales; Pyriculariaceae
Exons: 5
Coding region: 1-1935 (644 amino acids)
Biological process (GO): L-phenylalanine catabolic process
Cellular component (GO): cytoplasm
Molecular function (GO): homogentisate 1,2-dioxygenase activity
Source: RefSeq, a predicted model, not a curated record
AUGUCAGAACCACUUACCAAGGUCGACUCCGCCGUCCAGGGCCUGUCUUCUCCCAAGGACACCAAGAGCUCGGCAGCUGCCCGAAGAGCAAGCUCUGCCGCCGCCAGCGGUGUGUAUAACAUCAAGGACCUAGAGGAGCAAAAGAUUGAGAUUGAAAUUGCCAAGGAGACCCAACGGACGGGGUGGAAGGUCAACACCUCACCAACAACAAUCGAGGACAAGGAGAUCCUCAAGAAGCUUCUAACUACACCUCCAAUCAAGAAGAUUGACCUGCACUUCCCCUUGGGCCUUGAGGUCACGGCAAGAAACCUGAAGGGCGUCACAAUCAAGGAUGCCAUGGAUGCCAUCCACAAGGCAUACAAGAAGAGGGCCGACGACGAGUUAGAUCAACCAUACCUGGCUGGUUUUGAGUGGGACAAGGAAGAGUGCUGGACACGAUUCAUUGUGCACCUAUCAAAGGAAAGCGGAGUCCAAGCUAACGCCGGAGGCAAGAAGAAGAAGAAGGCCGCUGCUGAAGAGUCAGAAGCCGUGCCAGGCGCCCUUCCUAUCGCCCAAAACUCUCCACAGAAGCCUCCACACGGACUCUACGCCGAAAAGCUGUCCGGAACAGCCUUCACAGCCCCGCGCAACGAGAACAAGCAGUCGUGGCUGUACCGAAUCCUCCCGUCGUGCGCACACCCACCAUUCAAAGUGAAGGGCGUGACCGGGGCGCAGGACGUCGACCACCAGCCGCCCACGACGCCGGCCCAACAACCCCCGGACGAACACCAGGACGAGACGGCACGCUUCGCGCCGCCGUCGCGGCUCCACUACAUCCCCAACCAGCUCCGAUGGGAUCCGUUCGACCAUGACCCCGAGGCCGACUUCGUCUCGGGCCUGCACCUGGUCGCGGGCGCGGGCGAUCCCACACUCAAGCACGGCAUCGGCAUGUUUGUAUACGCGGCCGGCAGGUCCAUGGACGCCAGCAGCGCCUUCUACUCGGCCGACGGCGAUCUCCUCAUCGUCGCGCAGUCGGGCGUGCUCGACAUCCGCACGGAGCUCGGCUGGCUGCUAGUGCGACCGCUCGAGAUCGCCGUCAUCCCGCGCGGCAUAAGGUUCCAGGUCCUGCUGCCCGAAGGGACGGGGCCGGCGAGGGGCUAUGCGCUGGAGCUGUACCAGGGCCACUUUGCGCUGCCGGAGCUCGGACCCAUCGGGAGCAACGGCCUGGCCAACGCCAGGGACUUUCAGGCGCCCGUCGCUUGCUUCAGCGAGGACUACGGGCCAACGGCCUUCUCAGCGGGUCCCUCGGCGCCAAAGGGCGGAUAUGAGGUGACGGCCAAGUUCAACAACACGCUCUUCGCGACGCGGCAGGCCCACACGCCCUUUGACGUGGUGGCGUGGCACGGAAACUACUACCCGUUCAAGUACGACCUGGGCCGCUUCAACACCAUCGGCACCAUCUCGUACGACCAUCCAGACCCGUCCAUCUUCACGGUGCUGACGGCGCCGUCGGACCACCCGGGCACGGCCGUGGCCGACUUUGUCAUCUUCCCGCCGCGGUGGCUCGUUGGCGAGGACACGUUCCGCCCACCUUGGUACCACCGCAACACGAUGAGCGAGUUCAUGGGCCUCAUCACGGGCGACUACGACGCCAAGAAGGGCGGCAAGGGCGGCUUCGUGCCGGGCGGCGCGAGCCUGCACAACGUCAUGAGCGGGCACGGGCCCGACGCCGCGAGCUACGAGGGCGCCCGGGAGGCCGAGCUGAAGCCCGCAAAGGUCGGGGCGGGAAGCUGUGCCUUUAUGUUUGAGAGCACCUUCAUGGUCGGCGUGACGGACUGGGGGCUGCGGACCUGCCAGAAGGUCCAGGAGGGCUACAGUCAGGAGAGCUGGGGAGGGGUCAAGACGCACUGGAAAAGGCCCGAGGGGGCGAGUGCUGACGGGCACUUGCUGAAGUGA